AUGAAUGCUAGCCUUUUAAGGCAAAUCUCGGCUGAUGUUCCACCUCAGCCUAUACAAGCCAUGCUGCGAUGCAUAAACCGUAUUUUGAAGAGUUCUACGACGCGGGUACCUCACAUGCCAAAGGGAUUUUCAUCCACUUACGAAGCCUUUCUCGGCGGGAAUAGAACUACGACUCGUGAAUGGCAGCCUAUUGCAAUGCAUACGUACGCUGGUUGGGAGGACCUGGGUUGGAAGCGAGGAGCUAACAUAAUUCAGACGGUGAACACUGGUGAAAUGCGGAGAAAACCGACCAGAAAGGAAUUCAUCGUCUAUUUUUGUGUUUGGUCUCAGGUGUUGCAGAUACAAGUGGGCAUUUUGAGUCGACCUCAGCACUAUUCUUACCCCUUACGGAACACGCUUCUUCCAAGAACUCCAUCGAAGCAAUUCACGAUCUGCAUUAUGUAG
Molecule: messenger RNA, 444 nt
Organism: Aspergillus luchuensis
Lineage: Eukaryota; Fungi; Ascomycota; Eurotiomycetes; Eurotiales; Aspergillaceae
Exons: 2
Coding region: 1-444 (147 amino acids)
Source: RefSeq, a predicted model, not a curated record